AUGUAUAAUCUUAUUGAGAUUGAACCUUCCAGUGUUGAGGAAGCCUCAAAACAACAAGUAUGGAAAGAUGCUAUGGAUGAAGAACAUCAAUCCAUUAUUAAGAAUGACGUUUGGGAUAUUGUUCCUAGACUUGAGGGGAAGUUAGUUGUAUCAUCUAAAUGGCUAUACAAGAUUAAGCAUGCAGCUGAUGUGAGCAUUGAGAAGUUCAAUGCUAGAUUUGUGGUUCGUGGUUUCUCUCAGAAAGAAGGAAUAGACUAUGAGGAAACAUUUUCUCUUGUUGCUCGAUAUACUUCUAUCGGGACCAUCAUUGCUAUUGCAGCAACUAAGGGAUGUAAGCUACAUUAG
This is a messenger RNA of Cryptomeria japonica (Japanese cedar), 345 nucleotides long. RefSeq lists its product as uncharacterized. The transcript has a single exon. Lineage: Eukaryota; Viridiplantae; Streptophyta; Pinopsida; Cupressales; Cupressaceae. The record is from RefSeq and is a predicted model, not a curated record. The coding region runs from base 1 to 345 and encodes 114 amino acids.